AUGAGGAGAACUUCAGUGUCGCUGCCCACCAAGCACGCUGCCUACGACCCCCACGAGAAGACAGAUCGAUACUACCCGAGCCAGCGAAACCAAGGCCUGUUCAGCAGCAUGAAAGAAACCAUGCUGUCGCAGGCGCAGAAGUCGCGGUGGCUCAAGACGGGCGCGCUGGUCCUGAUCUUGAUGUGCCUGUUCUACUGGCUGUCGCCCACCGGUGUCGAGCAUGGUGCUGCCGCUGCUGGCAACGGCGCUCCCAACAGCGGCCAGUCCCCCGUGGACUCUUCGUACGGCACCGACAAGUGCUCCAAGUCGUACUCCAAGGACAAGCCCAUCGUUCAGUAUGUCCUCAUGAUCGACGCGGGCAGCACCGGUUCGCGAAUCCACGUCUACAAGUUCAACAACUGCGGUCCCAUCCCCGAGCUCGAGAAGGAGGAGUUCAAGAUGACUGAAAAGUCUGUCGGUGGCUUGAGCGCUUUCAAGAACGAUCCCGUGGCUGCUGCCAAGAGCCUCGACCCCUUGAUGGCUGUCGCUAUGGAACACGUCCCCGAGGCGCUCAAGAAGUGCUCCCCCGUCGCUGUCAAGGCUACCGCCGGUCUGCGUUUGAUCGGCAAGGAGCUCGCUGAUGCCAUCUUGGUCGAAGUCAGGCGACACCUGGAGCAGGACUACCCCUUCCCAGUCGUCUCUGCGGAGCAAAACGGCGUUGCCAUCAUGGACGGUUCGGACGAGGGUGUUUAUGCUUGGAUCACCACCAACUACCUCCUGGGCAAGAUUGGCGGUCCCGACAAGAGUGAGACUGCUGCUGUUUUCGACCUCGGUGGUGGCUCAACCCAGAUUGUCUUCGAGCCUACCUUUAAGGGAGUUCCCGGCGGAGGCAUGCCCGAGAAGCUGGCUCCUGGUGAUCACAAGUACGAGCUUGACUUUGGCGGCCACAAAUUCGACCUGUACCAGCACUCUCACCUUGGCUACGGCUUGAUGUCCGCUCGCAAGGCUCUCCAUUCCGCCUUGAUUGACGAAUUGGUCAAGGUCAAGGGAGACGACCAAACCUGGAUGAACUCGCCCGUCGUGCACCCCUGCAUUGCCCCCGGCACCACCAAGGCCAUCGACGUCGAGGUCAGCGGCGGCGAGGCCCGUACCUUCAACUUCACUGGACCUUCCCAGCCCUCCCCGGCCCAAUGCCGUAACAUUGCCGAGAAGAUCCUGAAGAAGGACGCCGACUGUGCCCUCGCCCCUUGCUCGUUCAACGGUGUCCACCAACCCGCCCUGUCCAAGACAUUUGCCAAGGAGGACGUCUACAUCUUCUCAUACUUCUACGACCGCACCAAGCCCCUCGGCAUGCCCGACUCCUUCACCCUACGUGAGAUGCACGAUCUCACUCACAAGGUCUGCGAGGGCAAGGAUGCCUGGGACGUCUUUUCCAGCGUCCCCGGUGCGCUGGAGGAGCUUGAGGACCGACCCGAGCACUGUCUGGAUUUGAACUUUAUGAUGGCUUUGCUGCACACUGGAUAUGAGAUGCCCAUUGACCGUGAGGUCAAGGUUGCCAAGAAGAUUAAGGGUAAUGAGCUGGGUUGGUGUCUUGGAGCUAGUUUGCCGCUUUUGGCUCCUGGCUCGGGCUGGUCAUGCAAGAUCAAGGAGGUUUCAUAA
Trichoderma virens Gv29-8 is the source of this 1638-nucleotide messenger RNA. RefSeq lists its product as uncharacterized. The coding region runs from base 1 to 1638 and encodes 545 amino acids. The transcript is spliced from 3 exons. Gene Ontology annotation, biological process: protein N-linked glycosylation; nucleoside diphosphate catabolic process. NCBI's taxonomy places the organism in Eukaryota, Fungi, Ascomycota, Sordariomycetes, Hypocreales, Hypocreaceae. Gene Ontology annotation, cellular component: Golgi apparatus; membrane. The record is from RefSeq and is a predicted model, not a curated record. Gene Ontology annotation, molecular function: UDP phosphatase activity; GDP phosphatase activity.